AUGGCAGAUGAAUGCACUGAUGUAUCUAACAAGGAGCAGUUUGUCAUUGUGAUCAGAUGGGUAUCAGAGGAUCUGCAGGAGCGUGAAAGUUUUAUUGGUCUCUAUGAAGCGGAUAGUACUGAUGCCAACCGCCUUGUUCAUAGCAUCAAGGAUGUUCUUUUGCGACUGAACGUGAACAUAUCUCAUUGCUGUGGCCAGUGUUACCACAGAGCUUUGAACAUAAGAGGAAGCAGAAACCGUGUAGCUACUCAAAUCCUUUCUUGCGGACACCCUCAAGCAAUCUGUGUUUGUCGUGAAGCCCUCGAGAUAGCAUAUGAAAUUACAAUACUGAUAAAGUAUUCUCCUAAGCGAAAUGCAGCAUUCAACAGGAUCAAGGCAGAAAUCUCUGAUAAGGAUGCUAGAGGUAGCAUUGGUAUUAGGUCAUUUUGUCCUACCCGAUGGACUGUUAGAGGGGAUGCUAUUACCAGCCUUCUUGAGAACUGUAGUGUAUUGAGUCAACUUUGGGAAGAAAGUCUAGAAGCAAGGAUGGAACCAGACUUGAAAGGAAGACUGAUUGGAGUAAAGACUCAACUGGGAUCUCACCGACUUCUCAUUGGGCUAAAGCUGUCCGAGAAAAUUUUGAGGGUAACUGACAAUUUAUGCAGAACACUUCAAAAGACAUCACUCUCAGCCGCUGAGGGCCAAACACUUGCAAAAAUGACUAUUGAAACAUGA
This is a messenger RNA of Corticium candelabrum, 714 nucleotides long. RefSeq lists its product as uncharacterized. NCBI's taxonomy places the organism in Eukaryota, Metazoa, Porifera, Homoscleromorpha, Homosclerophorida, Plakinidae. The record is from RefSeq and is a predicted model, not a curated record. The transcript has 2 exons. Bases 1 to 714 code for a protein of 237 amino acids.